Molecule: messenger RNA, 911 nt
Organism: Magallana angulata
Lineage: Eukaryota; Metazoa; Mollusca; Bivalvia; Ostreida; Ostreidae
Exons: 3
Coding region: 92-634 (180 amino acids)
Source: RefSeq, a predicted model, not a curated record
GAGUCCUAUGCAAACAAGAUUCGGUUGAUUGUAAGUGCCCGUAUUGUAAACAAAUAUGCAAAUGCUUCAUGUUGGCACCAAAUUGUGAUCGAUGGACAAUUCAAAAGAACAAGAUGAGAGUUUAGAGGAUCUAAUGAGAAAAUUUGCAAAUCGACUGGACCAGGACUUGGAGAAAAUAGAUCAAGAUUCAGCUUGUCAGUCCAGUGACCAGAGCAACAACCAUCCUGGUUCCAUGGAAACACAUACAGCGUCUGGGAAUGUGAUCACAGAAAAUGACACCGAUAAUUCUCUCUUGUCUGUAAUGACUGAAUUUGCUGAACAACUAGAUAAAGACUCUGUGAAACUCUCCAAUCAUACAGACCAACAAAGUGCAGCAAUUGAAACAAACUCUUCACUUGCCUCUUUCCUUAGUAAAGUGGCUGACAAGAUGGACAGGGAUGGUCAGUCGGAAGACCCAGCAUUUUCCAAAGAUCAUGAAUCUCAAGAAUUGCUACAAGAUAUGAUGAGAAACUUACACAGGGGAAUAAAACACAGCGAUUGGUUAAAGGAGAAUACUGCAGAAAAAUGGACGUCAGAUAAUCCUGACUUGGCCAAAGAAUUCAUGGAAGCUGCAUCUAAAGGAAAUCCAUCUUGAUGAAGGGAAACGUGGGAAUUGAAUACGUUAAUAAAUUUUGAUGAAUUUAAAUAAAAUUUGAGUAGUAUGAUUAUCAGUAAUCAUGCAUGUAUAUAAUAACACUAAAGUUUUAUUUAUGAACUUCAGUAAUCAAAAUUUUAAUAUACCGGUACAUGUAUUAAAAGAUCCAUACAAUUUCACUGAAGUUAACAUUCAAUACAUGUAUGUUUUUCACAGGCAUUUAACUGACAUGUUUAAUUUAAUAUUGUAAUAAAAGAAUAAACUCCUUAGAUUACCA